AUGGCUGCCCUCUUUCAAAAAUCGAGCCCGUACGUGGUGCCGGGUGUCAUCGAUCUGACGCAACCUUCGCUGUGGAUCGCUGUGGGCAGCAUCUGCUUCAACCCACUCUACUGGAACAUUGUCGCACAGAACGAGUACCACAACAAGACCAUAACCAAGAUUCUGGGCGGUCGGCGCUAUCUGGGAUGCUACCUGCUCGCCGUUUCGAUCUUUUUGCUGGGCAUCGUGCGCGAUCAUCUCUACAACCUGGCACUCAAGGAUCAGCCUACGCACGCACUUCUGCAGCAGGCGUGGGUUAGGCCGGCAGCCGCCUUACUGUUUGCAUCCGGCAACGUCUUUGUGCUUACCUCCAUGUACGCAUUGGGCGUGACGGGCACCUACUUGGGCGACUACUUUGGCAUCCUCAUGGACAGCAUCGUCACGGGCUUCCCCUUCAACGUGAUGGCCAACCCCAUGUACUGGGGCAGCUCGAUGAGUUUUGUCGCUGUGGCGCUGUGGUUUGGCAAGCCGGCGGGACUGUUGCUGAGCGUGCUGGUGAUCGCAGUCUAUGCGCUGGCGCUGCGCUUCGAGGAGCCGUUCACGGCCAAUAUUUACAAGCAGGCCGAAAAGCAGAAGAAGGCCCAAGCCGAACAGCAGGCGCUUCUCGAGAGCGAUGGUCCUGCCUCUGGCACGCGCAACCGAGGCAAGAGAACGCCGUCCAAGCCCAGGGCCUAA
Molecule: messenger RNA, 714 nt
Organism: Sporisorium graminicola
Lineage: Eukaryota; Fungi; Basidiomycota; Ustilaginomycetes; Ustilaginales; Ustilaginaceae
Exons: 1
Coding region: 1-714 (237 amino acids)
Biological process (GO): phosphatidylcholine biosynthetic process
Molecular function (GO): S-adenosylmethionine-dependent methyltransferase activity
Source: RefSeq, a predicted model, not a curated record